Helobdella robusta is the source of this 990-nucleotide messenger RNA. RefSeq lists its product as hypothetical. The record is from RefSeq and is a predicted model, not a curated record. The transcript is spliced from 8 exons. NCBI's taxonomy places the organism in Eukaryota, Metazoa, Annelida, Clitellata, Rhynchobdellida, Glossiphoniidae. Bases 1 to 990 code for a protein of 329 amino acids.
AUGGAGUUGGAAAUGAACGCAGUACAUUUCGCCCAACGAUGCAACCUCGAUCCUGGUUUGGCGCCAUUCUUCCAAUCCUUCAACACCAGCCAAAUCAGUAUUAACAUCUUCGAAAAACCGGAUUAUUUGCAUAGCAGCGGCGAUAUUGUUAACUACUGGCUGCUUAACUCGACUGAGAGUUCUUCAAAGAUGCUGGACGUCGACAACUGGCUGAUUGGCUGCGGCAAAUCCUACUGCACGCACUUCAAGAGUAGUCGGAAGUUUUACGCUUAUGGCGAUUCGCUAACUGUCUGCUACUAUUACAAUGGUAGUUUAUUACUUCCAUUAACGAAUGGCUACAAUCUGACGGAAUGCGAUGGAAAUGCUACAAAUUUAUGCGGUGUUACCUGUGUUCUCAUCAAUACUGACUGCUCUGAAUUGGAAAGCGAAACGUGCAUAUGUCGUAUGUUUUUUUGGAAUAAUAAUAAUAAUAAUAAUAACGUUGACGAUGCUCCACUAAAUAAAUCGAUUCUACCCGAACCGAAAAUAAUCGUACAUCCCUAUUCUCACGGAGUAAUUUUGACUCCAAAAACGGAAAUGGCGUAUGAGGAUGAAACUGCAUCGCCAGCAGCAGCAUCUACUACCAAAACGAUUGAUCCGACGACUGAGUUGCAUAACUUUCAAAUCCCAUGUUGCACUGGCUGUGGUGCUGGGAAGUAUGAAGAUCCGUGCUUGAGAUUCAACCUGGAUUGCAGGGAGCUAAGGAAUACUCCGUUUACGUAUGGACAACCGCCUUGUAGCGGUCAUUUGAAAACCGAAACCGAAACUAAAAACCUCCCCACCCACAGUGCCCUACCAAUCCCACACUACAUGGGCCAUAGGCCUCUUUUUCCCCACCCUUUGCCCCCGGAUCCUCGCGAUUUUAUUGGCUGCCACACCACCGUCAAUGAUAGGACCGCCUGUUGCCCUGGGCAGAAUGAACCAAUCAGACAUAACUCCGGAUGUUACUAA